This is a messenger RNA of Synchiropus splendidus (mandarinfish), 3665 nucleotides long. RefSeq names its product spire-type actin nucleation factor 2 (gene spire2). Gene Ontology annotation, molecular function: actin binding. Bases 140 to 2371 code for a protein of 743 amino acids. The transcript has 16 exons. Gene Ontology annotation, cellular component: cell cortex; cytoplasmic vesicle membrane. Lineage: Eukaryota; Metazoa; Chordata; Actinopteri; Syngnathiformes; Callionymidae. The record is from RefSeq and is a predicted model, not a curated record. Gene Ontology annotation, biological process: actin filament network formation; establishment of meiotic spindle localization; actin nucleation.
CUCGAGGACAAUCUCUUCUGUGACACAACCAACAAGGGUGCAGCUGCGGCAGUUGAGCUCCAGAUCGACCGACGCGCAGAAGGAGGGCACGCGGAUGGCGUUUCCGGGCUGAGGAAAUGCUCGCCACCGCCGCGCAGUCAUGGCCAGAUCCAGCUGCGGGAGCACCGAGGGCGGCGACUCGCGGGUGAGCGGCCCGGCCGGCGGCGGCGAGCCGCGCGAGCUGGAGCCCCGGGAACUGUCUCUGGAGGAGGUGCUGAAGUCCUACGAGCAGCCCAUCAACGAGGAGCAGGCGUGGGCGGUGUGUUACCAGUGCUGCAGCGGGCUCCGGGCGCCGCGCCUGCAGGCCGCCGGGCUCCCCCGGGUGCAGGAGCCGGCCUCCAUCCUGCUGCUCCGGGACGGAACCGUGGCCAUACAAGCGGAACCGCCGCUCAAAGAUGACUCUGAAGCUCCUCCUCUUCCUCGAGCAGCGGAGCGACAGCUGGUCCAGUCCUUGGGUGUGGCCAUCUACCGGGCCCUGGACUGGGGUCUGGACGACAGCGAGGAGCGCGAGCUGAGUCCCCAGCUGGAGCGUCUGAUCGAGCGGAUGGUCCGAGGGAACGGCGCCGCCGAGGGAGACGCCUGCGGCAGCAACGGCACAUGUGACGAAGGCUACAGCGAGGAGGAGGAGGAGGAGCAGCUGCUGGAGGACGAGGAGGAGCCGGACGCCUCCUGCCGGCCGGUCUGCACCUUCCACCAGGUGAUGGCGCUGUGUGCCUCCCGGCUGGCCGACAGGAGCCUGGCGCCGGACCACUACCAGGCGGUCUGCAGGGCUCUGUUCGUGGAGACGCUGGAGCUGCAGACGUUCCUCAUCAGGAUCAAAGACGCCAAGGAGAUGCUGAGGAAGAUCUCGCGCGAGGAAACCACGCUCGCCACCGCCGAACUGGACGAACUCAAACACCGAGACUGGGCUCGUCUGUGGGUGGGGCUGAUGAAGGAGCUGCGUCAGGGCGUGAAGCUGAAGAAGGUCCAGGAGCAGCCGUUCAACCCGCUGCCCAUCGAGUUCAGCCUCACGCCCUUCGAGAUGCUGAUGCAGGACAUUCGCUCGCGCAAGUACCAGCUGCGCAAAGUCAUGAUCAACGGAGAGAUCCCCACCAGGGUGAAGAGGAACGCCCACGAGCUGAUGCUGGACUUCAUCAGGUCCAGGCCGCCCCUCAAACCGGCAGCCGAGCGGUGCCUCCCCCCUCCUCCCCCCCAGCAGCCGUCUCUCCACGACCGAGUCCUGGCUGAGAUCAAGAUGGAGAGGAAGCUUCGGCCCGUGGACCCACCCAGCUCCAGACCGUUCGGCUCGCUGCCCUGUCUGGCUCAGACCUGCCCUUGUAACGUCAAAUCCACGUCCUGCAUCGACCUGUCUCUGUCGGGCCAGGGGUGCCGACCCAAAGCGCCGGCUCGGCCUCGAGUGCUGCUCAAAGCCCCGACUCUGGCCGAGAUGGAGGAGAUGAACCUGUCUGAGGACGAAGACUCUCCAGACAGUGAGGAGCUCCGGGCGGCUGUGGCCGGACCCAUCAAGAGAGACCGCUCCUUCUCCGAGCACGACCUGGCUCUGCUGAGGGGCCAGAUGGCCCCGUCUGUCUCCGACUCCACCCAGCUGGAAGGAGGCGUCAGGCUCAGAGGAGAGCGAUGCAGACCCCUGACCACGCACCGAGCUUCUCUCCCGGUGCAGGGCUGGGUGCCGCCAGCUUCCCCGGCGCGCUGGUCCCUGAACUCAGUGGACGAGACCACGGAUGAGCCCAAGUCCAGGACUGGCCAGGAGCACCAGUGGAUGGACGAGUUCAGCCACCCCGUGGAGAGUUUGGCCUUGACCGUCGAUGAGGUCAUCAACGUGCGCCGAGUGCUGGUCAAGGCAGAGAUGGAGAAGUUCCUACAGAACAAGGAGCUGUACAGUAACCUGAGGAAGGGGAGGAUCUGCUGCUGCUGCAGAACCAGGUUCCCGCUCUUCUCCUGGCCGUCAACCUGCUUGCUGUGCAAAAGGUCGGUGUGCGGCUCAUGCAGUGUGAAGAUGAAGAUCCCCUCUAAGAAGAUGGCUCACAUUCCUGUCUACACCGUCGGCUUCCAGAGUCCCGCCAGGAACCAGGAACACAAAAGUCACAUUUACAAGCCUCUCCGGAGCCUGUGCCGGCGCUCGGUGGAGGAGGAGUUCCCUCACCUCUACGCUCACGGCUGCUCGCUGCGGGACAUCUGUGCCGAGUGCACCAAGUUCGUGGCCGACGUCAUCUCCUCCAGCCGCCGCAGCCUGGACUUCCUGAACAACACGCCCACCCGGGCAGCUCCAAGGCCGGCGCUGCAGCGGCAGGGUCGCCUGGAGCCGCAGCCCCAGCAAAGCUCCACGGCGUGACAGGCACGGAGCAUCGUAGACCAGUCCAUCGUAGCGGAUUCAACGUGCCUCUUCUGAGCGCCUCAUGAUUUUAGCUUGAAGAACCAAUAAAUGUUUAAGCAACAGCUUCAGUCCGUCAGACCACUCGCAGCGAUCCUCCCACACCGGACCACUCCCGUCCUCUUCAGGACAACAUUUGGUAGCUGAGACCAGCUUGACUGGUCUGGACAAAGACCACUCACUUUCAGCUCGCUGGGUUUUGAGAAAUAAGUUGGUGUGUUCUUCAGACUUUUAUUUUGAAACCUGGAAAGUGUGAGCUCUGCCUGUUCAUGCCUUUCAUGUGACAAAAAACAUUCAUCCCUCCAAGAUCUUGUUCAAUCCUCCUGUUCCUAGCUACAUGUGGGAGGUGGGGGACACCCUGGACAUCUCUCCUGCUUGUCACAGACAACCACUCCCACAUGAGAACUGAGUUUCUGGGCUGUGAGAGGAGACGUCCCAGCGCUGACCUCAGAACCUUCUACACAGCUGCAACGCCAACUAUGGCGUCUGCUCCAGAAAAUGCUCGGAUGCUAGUUUUUAAGAGCUGAAACAAUGUGCUACACCCGUGCAGGCGUGACCAACCUACGGCCCGCGGGCCACAUGGGGCCUGCUUUUGAUGUGGCCUCCCAACAUCAUUGAUGGGGUUUAAAAUCUGUAGCACAGCACUGAAAACAUCUUUCACCCUGUCUGUCCACCACCAGGCCCCAACUGAGCAGUUGCUAUAGCGACAAAUGGAUGCAUUUCUCAUUAUGAUUGCUAAACUUCAGUUUGCCUUUUUCGUGCAAUGUCCUCUCCCCCCAGAAGAUGGCGGACUCUGGACACCUUGAGUGUCGCAAGGUUUUGCCGUUCUGAUCUGCGUGGUUUUAUCGUGAAAGCAUGAAUGGGCAACGCUUUUAUAGGUUCAAAAUAAAAGUCUGAAGACAGAAGAUUUGCUUCACACUUUUGUCACCUCCAGGAGCGAUAGCCACGCCUCCACUUUUCCAGGUGGCUCUACUCCGAGUCUCCUGAGUCAGCAUGGUCACAGGAGCACUGAAGCUGAACACUGUGAGCGCGAUUUGAAGCGGCGGACUAGUGCGACGAAUGUUUGUUUUGUUGCCUUGUUUUUUAGACUGACAGAGCGGAGCGACUGCAGGUGAAUGUGUUUGGGAGCGGCGACACUGAAUGUAGCAACCGAAGCUGCAGAUUGCACCUUUAAACUGACGCAGCAUGCCGACGAGGACUCGUGAGUCCGGACGCUUGAAUUCUGCUCUGGUUUUGAAAACUGCAAUAAAACUGA